Neurospora tetrasperma FGSC 2508 is the source of this 781-nucleotide messenger RNA. RefSeq lists its product as uncharacterized. Gene Ontology annotation, molecular function: protein-N-terminal amino-acid acetyltransferase activity. Lineage: Eukaryota; Fungi; Ascomycota; Sordariomycetes; Sordariales; Sordariaceae. Gene Ontology annotation, cellular component: NatB complex. Gene Ontology annotation, biological process: N-terminal peptidyl-methionine acetylation. The record is from RefSeq and is a predicted model, not a curated record. Bases 1 to 573 code for a protein of 190 amino acids. The transcript is spliced from 2 exons.
AUGGCCAACUUCCGCCAAUUCCGCCCAGAUGACCUCAACAAAUUCUCAAAGUGCAAUCUCGACCCCUUUACGGAAACAUACGAACUUGGAUUUUACUUGCAGUACCAUGCAAAGUGGCCAUCGCUCUUCCAGGUCGCCGAGGAUCAGCAUGGCAACAUAAUUGGAUACAUCAUGGGCAAACUUGAGUCCUCACCAGACUACUACAAGUUCUCAGAGCACUACCUCCCCUGGCACGCUCACAUCACCGCAGUCACCGUAGCGCCCGAGGCUCGUCGUCUGGGCAUUGGCAAGAUGCUUACGGAGCAGCUAGAGGCCGCUGCUGACGCCAACGAUGCCUGGUUCGUCGAUCUGUUUGUGAGAAGCACCAACCACAAGGCCAUCCAGUUCUACAAGAGCAUGGGCUACAGCAUCUUCCGCACCGUCAAGGACUACUACGGCGACCACUCGAGCGACCCGACCAAGUCGUCGGAGGAUGCCUACGAUAUGCGCAAACCCAUGAAGAGAGAUGUCAAGAAGGAGCACAUUCGGGAAGAUGGCGAGAAGUUCGAGGUAGACCCGAGCGAUGUGUGGUGAAAAGAUUCUCUCACUGGAAAGAAGACAUGGUCAUUCCACUCAUGCUUGCCCGGGUGCUGUUGAGGCUGCGACUCGUCAGGGUGCUACCAACAUGAUACAUCAACAGAUGCAGAAACGACAAGUUGGAGCGCCACAGAUGCCGAUAUUAAUCCAGCUGCUUCUGACCAAGCAUUAGGCAUGCGUAGCAACAGGAGAAGAGAGGAUUUCG